AUGUUCUACCUCGAGACAUCGAUCAUCCGGAUGACGUCGGCCACCACAGAGCCGAUCGAUAGUGCGUCCUGCGACGAUUUCGACUAUGUAGGCGUUAUUUUCGUGUUGGCACGUAGCCAAGCGCGUGACUCCCGCCCGAGUGACGCUUUCUACAGUCAGGACGGUGCCUCAUUGACCUCAUCAGUCCUUCUAGUAGUGCUCUGCUUCACUUUUGCUGUUUCACCACCAAUAUCGAAACCAAGGGAGCUUGUUCCUAUGUGA
Messenger RNA from Necator americanus (New World hookworm), 261 nucleotides. RefSeq lists its product as uncharacterized. Bases 1 to 261 code for a protein of 86 amino acids. The transcript has a single exon. NCBI's taxonomy places the organism in Eukaryota, Metazoa, Nematoda, Chromadorea, Rhabditida, Ancylostomatidae. The record is from RefSeq and is a predicted model, not a curated record.